GCAGUUCAAACCGCCCCGCACCUGCGCAGUAGGCUACUGCGCUCACAGCUGUACACACUGACCCGAGAGAGUCAGAUGCGAAGGUUUGGACAAAACAGCCCUCAAUCAGAUAUGAAGACUCUGUUGAAGAUCGGCAGCUAGACUUCGUCUCCACGACUGCCAUUGUGAAGAAGAUAUCUUCCGUUAUCAAUGACACCGACAGCAAGUGAAAGUUAAAGCUAUCCACUCCUGCCACUCCUCCUUCAAAUCAGCAUCCCUGCGCGCCUUAAGUCUUCAGGAUGUAUCAGAUUGUCCCGGUGGCUCCCGGGGAGCAUCAGACGUCCGGGGGAGCUGGAGGCUCUCCACUGAAGAAGAAACUGUCUCAUGAAGGCCGGCCCCUGGUGAUUGCAGGCAUGUUGGGCUGUGUGUUGGUGCUGGCUGCUGUGGUCGCCUGGUGCUACUACUCGGCGUCCCUCCGCAAAGCCCAGCUGCUGAAGGCUGAGCUGUUGGACCUCAACAAAGACGGUUUUAUUAUUCAUAACCAGGCGGGGGCUGUCAUCUUCAGUAUGACCUUCAGGUCCAGCACUCUGGAUCUGGACUCCUGCUCAAAGGAGGGGAACAUUCUGAGCUGCACUCGGUCGGAUUCUGGCAAGCUCAACUUCUUCAUCCAGACGGUCCGACCCAAGGACACGGUGAUGUGCUACCGCGUUCGCUGGGAGGAGCUGCAAAGUAAGCGCUCCGUGGAGCACGCCAUGGCCUAUAACGACUCUCACUGGUACGGAGGGGCGGAGACUGCCACCCAGUACUGGCCUAUAAGGAUGCAGGGCGAGGAGGAACCGCAGCCUUUCAUCACCAGUGAUGUCUACUCGAAUCGGAACGCUUUCGGGGGGAUCUUGGAACGCUAUUGGCUGUCCUCGAAUGCGACUGCCAUCAAGAUUAAUGACUCGGUACCGUUUCAUUUGGGCUGGUCGGAGAAGGACAGGACCCUCAGGUUCCAGGCCCGAUACCAGGACUCUCCCUUCAGACCACCAGAGGGUCAGCAGGACUUACCUGAACUCAGCUAUAGAGUGUGUGUGGGGUCGGAUGUUACCUCGAUUCACAAAUACAUGGUGCGUCGGUAUUUCCCAAAGCCUAUCAAGGUGCCGUCUCCUGAAGUCUUCAAACAGCCAUUGUGGUCAACGUGGGCUCUCCACAAGACGGCUGUUACUCAGGAGAAACUGCUGCGCUACGCCUCUGACAUCACCAAGCACCGCUUCACGUGCUCCCACCUGGAGCUGGACGACCGCUACACCGCAGACUACGGAGAGUUUGACUUUGACCCGCAGAAGUUCCCCAAUGCUAGCGGUAUGUUUGACAAGCUCAGAGAGGACGGGUUUCAAGUGUCGCUCUGGACACAUCCUUUCAUCAACUAUGACUCCAUUAAUUUCGGCGUCGCUGUAGAGAAAGGACUGUUUGUCCGGGAGCCGAGCGGCGAGCUACCUGCUCUGGUGCGCUGGUGGAACGGCAUCGGAGGAAUCCUGGACUUCACCAACCCGGAAGCCCGUGAGUGGUAUUCCUCACAUCUGCGCAUGAUCAAAAGCCGCUAUGACGUGACGUCCUUCAAGUUCGAUGCCGGAGAGACAAGCUACCUCCCGCGCCAGUUUAGCACCCUGGUCCCGCUGUCGGACCCCUCCACCUUCACCCGCCGCUACACGGAGAUGGCCAUCCCAUUUAGUGAGCGUGCAGAGCUGAGGGUGGGUUACCAGAGUCAGGAUAUCUCCUGCUUCUUCAGGAUCAUUGACAGAGACUCUGUGUGGGGUUAUGAGCUCGGCCUCAAGUCAAUCAUCCCGACUGUUCUCACCAUUAGCAUUCUGGGCUACCAGUUUGUCUUACCUGAUAUGAUAGGAGGGAAUGCAUACCCCAACCGCACCGCAGUUGGUUCAGAUGGCAAAAAUGUUCUGCCGGACAGAGAGCUGUACAUCCGAUGGUUGGAGCUGUCUGCUUUCAUGCCUGCCAUGCAGUUCUCCAUACCACCAUGGGCCUAUGACGAUGAGGUGGUGCAGAUAGCGCAGAAGUUCACGGCGCUCCACGAGACUCUGGUGGCCCCGAGGGUUCUCGAACUGGCCGGCGAGGUUCUUGAUACGGGGGACCCGAUCAUCAGGCCCCUCUGGUGGAUCGCCAACGUGGACGAGGCAGCUUACAAGAUCGACUCCCAGUUCCUGAUCGGUGACGACCUGAUGGUGGCACCGGUGUUGGAGCCAGGGAAGCAGGAGAGGGACAUCUACCUGCCUGCAGGUAAAUGGAGAAGCUACAAAGGCGAACAUUUUGAUAAAGGCCCCAUGUACCUCACCGACUACCCCGUGGACCUGGACGAGAUAGCCUUCUUCACAUGGGUUCACUGAAGGCGUCGACGCCACACCACAACCUUAACUCGCACACACAUACUGUAUGCACAUGUACAUCCUUGUGAGCACACACACAUGCCAAGAAAUAACAGAGAGAUGUUGUUUUUCAAAGGGAAAUGACCACUAAGGGGAUCUGCUGCCACAGCAGAGUGUGAUUUAUUUUUUCAUUUUUGGUAAAGAUGAACCUCACGUCUCCUCUGACCUGCUCUUUCUUUGGACUUCUGCUGAUUACCGUCCACCCAAAGAAUAAGAAUAAUGAAAACCUUUGUUCACUUCUGAUUCUCUCACUCCAUCCUUAAGCCGAUCCUCAUCCAGGAUCCAGGAUCCUCAUCCAGCCUUCCACAGCCAAUGGUUAAACCGAUCUCCGAAUGUAAUGCACCGCAGUCUUCCAUCUAAUGGACAUCUAGAUUUCUUCAGGGCCCACAGCUCGAGUGCUUUUGGUUUUAAGGCUGAUGAAGGGGUAGAUGAAAUACCUGUGCGAUAAGGUGUUUGAUGUGUGUCUUUAUUGUGGCCUGACAGGGUUGGGCACCGAACCGGCAAUAAAUACGCACAGAUGCCCUCAGAGGGCAUGCCUGACCUUAUGUCACCAUGGCAACUGCUGUAUUGUGGAGACACUUCUAACUACCUAUGUUUUGAAGUUAACAUGCAUUAAUAAGCAUUGCACUGUCAUCAGCAUGUGUCUCGUUUGUCACUUUGUCUUUAUAUUUAUGAACUAUUGAUUUGUAGGCUAGUAUUUAAGUGUAUAUACACACUGACGUAAAUCUGGAUUUAAAUUUGGGGUACUUGUCAUGAUCAACAGAGUGCAAAUAUUUUUAUGUCUACAUUCCUGUGACCUAUUCCUGUUCCUGUUUGUGCCAUUCUGCCAUUUCAGUGCCAAAAUCUACUUUUCCAUUCAUUUCCAUCUUCCAUCAGCUCAGGGGAAUUUUAAAAGAAAAAAAGGAAGUUUCAAUUAAAUUGGUUGAUCAAUGGCAAGAAAUAGAUGUAUUGCACCGAUGCUACUGGUUUGCCUUGUUAAACUGGUAUUGUUCUCAAAGAUGCUAUGUAACAACGACCCGUCCAUGUCUGCCUUGUGACUUUAUUUGCCUUAUCAGCUGAACUAAGCUAUGCUGUCCUGAGCGCAGAGAACCACUGGAGCGAUGAAACACACAGUGAUGCCUGAUGCUUUGCGCCUUUAUGUUUUUGAGCAUUGAUAUUGCAAGGUAAAUUGCCAUCUGAAUACAUGUUUGUCUGCUCUUACACAGUGAUUUCUGGCAUGAAAGUAAAACACACUACUGGUUAAGUCAUCUAAAUGCCUUGCUUGCAAAUAAUAAUACAAUAUAAGCUAGCGUGAGCACUGUUAUUGUGAACUGUUAGUCACUAUUUAUAGAAUUGUAAAGGGAUUAAAGUAUCUAUCAAAUUAUUCUGAUGGUUUUUGUUUGAUGAAAAAUUAAACGAUUUACUUGCAUUCAUGAUACUACCACCAGGUGGCACCUGUGUCAUAAAUGUUCAAAUCUUACACACAGUGGCUUUGAGUUGUAAACUAGACUGCUACGUGUCUAAUGAUAAAUGCAUGAUUUGGUAUAAUAUUAGGCAUAUGCUUUUUGUGGCAGACAUGAAGAGGAACUAGA
Molecule: messenger RNA, 3970 nt
Organism: Anoplopoma fimbria (sablefish)
Lineage: Eukaryota; Metazoa; Chordata; Actinopteri; Perciformes; Anoplopomatidae
Product: myogenesis-regulating glycosidase-like
Exons: 6
Coding region: 279-2360 (693 amino acids)
Biological process (GO): carbohydrate metabolic process; skeletal muscle fiber development
Molecular function (GO): hydrolase activity, hydrolyzing O-glycosyl compounds
Source: RefSeq, a predicted model, not a curated record